Molecule: messenger RNA, 1182 nt
Organism: Lasiodiplodia theobromae
Lineage: Eukaryota; Fungi; Ascomycota; Dothideomycetes; Botryosphaeriales; Botryosphaeriaceae
Product: Xap5 domain containing protein
Exons: 3
Coding region: 1-1182 (393 amino acids)
Biological process (GO): chromatin organization
Cellular component (GO): nucleus
Source: RefSeq, a predicted model, not a curated record
AUGAAUCCCUCGAACCCAUCCUCCGCCGACGCCUCGCGCAGCAACACGCCCAAUCCCGCCGCCGCCUCAGCUUUGGACGUCGCGAACUCGCGCUUCACGUCACAGGCCUCGACGGCAGAGGACCUGCUCAAGUCGCAGACGGUCGGCCUGGUCCACCUUUCCGACUUCCGCAAGCGCCGCGCCGAGGCGCUCGACCUCAAGGAUCGUGAGCGACAAGAACAAGCGCUGGGGUCAGGCCGGGGCGGCUCAACAUCUGGUGCGAGCACGCCUGCGGAUGGAGCAUCGACGCCGCGGCCCGCUAAGAAGAAGAAGAAGAAUGUCGCAAAGGGGAAGCUGUCGUUCGGGCAAGACGAUGACGACGAGGGAGCAGCUUCGGGCGCGUCGACAGCAGCGGCUGCAACGCCGCGGGAUGGCACACCGGAUAACAAUGGAGCGUCAGAAAAGGACAAGGAUGCUGCUGCUGUCCCGAAGAAGAAGCUCGGCGCAAACAGCAACGUCGCUUUCAAACCGAAAGUUAUGACGAAGUCUGCCCUAUUGCGGGAAGCACAGCAGAGGGAGCAGCUGCGGAAGGAGUUCUUGAUCAUGCAAGAGGCGGUCAAGGCGACCGACUUUGUGAUCCCGUUCGUCUUCUACGAUGGUACCAACAUCCCGGGUGGGAGGUGCAAAAUUAGGAAGGGCGAGCAUGUCUGGCUCUUCCUUGACAGAGCGAGGAAGGUGGGUGCUGAGCUCGGCGUUGGUGGCGACAAGAGCAAACGGGAAUGGGCUCGCGUCGGUGUCGAUGAUCUGAUGCUGGUCCGCGGAGAGAUCAUCAUUCCGCAUCAUUACGACUUCUACUACUUCAUGGUCAACAAGACCAUUGGCUUUGACGGACCUAUCUUCGGACACUCGGCGCAACCCACAUCCGCAACACCUCUCCCAUCCAAAGACGAGGACAUUGAUCCCGCAGCAUUCAACCCCCUCGAAAGACAGGAAAAGAAGAAGGACCAGCGUGUCACCGAAGAGGACGGGCCGCUAGAAGGAUACAACGAUGACCCUACGCUUACAAAGGUUGUAGAUCGACGUUGGUACGAGCGGAAUAAGCAUAUCUUUCCGGCGAGCAUAUGGGAAGAGUUCGACCCCAACAAGGAUUAUAGCAAGGGUGUUCGCAAAGAUGCCCAAGGAAAUUCUUUCUUCUUUAGUUGA